Messenger RNA from Cyclopterus lumpus (lumpfish), 4312 nucleotides. It is a transcript of the gene caska, whose product is annotated as calcium/calmodulin-dependent serine protein kinase a. Gene Ontology annotation, biological process: protein phosphorylation; regulation of neurotransmitter secretion. Bases 93 to 2945 code for a protein of 950 amino acids. Gene Ontology annotation, molecular function: ATP binding; signaling receptor binding; protein kinase activity. The transcript has 28 exons. The record is from RefSeq and is a predicted model, not a curated record. Gene Ontology annotation, cellular component: basolateral plasma membrane; plasma membrane; cell-cell junction. NCBI's taxonomy places the organism in Eukaryota, Metazoa, Chordata, Actinopteri, Perciformes, Cyclopteridae.
UUUUUUUUUUUCUUUUUUUUUUUAAGGAGCACCAUCAGGUUUGGGACGCUCAUUUUUUUGGGGGAUAAUUUUUCCCCAACCGGGGUCGGACUAUGGCGGACGACGACAUCCUCUUUGAAGAUGUGUACGAGCUCUGCGAGGUCAUUGGCAAGGGUCCCUUCAGCGUGGUGAGAAGAUGCAUCAACAGAGAGACGGGGCAGCAGUUUGCUGUCAAGAUCGUGGACGUGGCCCAGUUCACCUCCAGUCCUGGACUCAGCACGGAGGAUCUGAAGAGGGAGGCCAGCAUCUGCCACAUGCUGAAGCACCCCCACAUCGUGGAGCUGCUGGAGACGUACAGCUCAGACGGGAUGCUCUACAUGGUUUUCGAGUAUAUGGAUGGAGCCGACCUGUGUUUUGAGAUUGUGAAGAGGGCAGAUGCUGGUUUUGUCUUCAGCGAAGCAGUGGCCAGUCACUACAUGAGACAGAUCCUCGAGGCGCUACGCUAUUGUCACGACAACAAUGUCAUCCACCGAGAUGUCAAGCCUCACUGUGUGCUGCUGGCGUCCAAAGAGAACUCCGCUCCGGUGAAGUUGGGGGGGUUCGGAGUCGCCAUCCAGCUCGGAGAGUCGGGGCUGGUGGCCGGAGGUCGGGUAGGAACUCCCCACUUCAUGGCCCCCGAGGUGGUGAAGAGAGAGCCAUACGGUAAACCUGUAGACGUGUGGGGCUGUGGGGUCAUCCUCUUCAUCCUCCUCUCAGGCUGUCUGCCUUUCUACGGCACCAAGGAGCGCCUGUUUGAAGCCAUCUGCAAGGGCAAAUACAAGAUGAAUCCACGCCAAUGGGCCCAAAUCUCAGAGAGCGCCAAGGACCUGGUGAGGCGCAUGCUGAUGCUGGACCCCGCCGAGAGGAUCACCGUCUACGAGGCUCUGAACCACCCCUGGCUGAAGGAAAGGGACCGAUAUGCCUACAAGAUCCACCUGCCGGAGACUGUGGAACAGCUCAGAAAGUUCAAUUCCAGGAGGAAGCUGAAGGGGGCUGUUCUGGCUGCGGUGUCCAGUCACAAGUUUAAUUCCUUCUAUGGAGACCCCCCCGAGGAGCUCCAUGACUUCUCUGAAGACCCCACCUCCUCAGGGGCUGUCUCUCAGGUGUUGGACAGUCUAGAGGAGAUCCACGCUUUGACAGACUGCAGUGAAAAGGAUCUAGAUUUCCUUCACAGUGUUUUCCAGGACCAGCAUCUACACACACUGCUCGACCUCUACGAUAAGAUCAACACCAAGUCGUCCCCGCAGAUCAGAAACCCCCCCAGUGAUGCCGUGCAGAGAGCCAAAGAGAGUUCCUCCCAAGACGAAGCAAGUGGCGCUUUGAAACACCUGGAAUAUGUACUGGAAGAGAUCUCCUGCUACCCAGAGAACCACGAAGCUAAAGAACUCAGACGGAUACUGACCCAGCCGCAUUUCAUGGCUUUGCUGCAGGCCCACGACGUGGUGGCCCACGAGGUUUACAGUGACGAGGCUCUGAGGGUGACCCCUCCGCCCACCUCGCCCUACCUGAACGGAGACUCCCCAGAAAGCAACAACGGGGACAUGGACCUGGAGAAUGUCACCAGGGUCCGCCUGGUCCAGUUCCAGAAGAACACAGAUGAGCCGAUGGGUAUCACGCUGAAGAUGAACGAGUCAAACCACUGCAUCGUUGCCAGGAUAAUGCACGGGGGGAUGAUCCACAGACAAGGAACGCUGCAUAUAGGAGACGAGAUCCGGGAGAUCAACAGCAUCAGCGUGGCCAACCAGACGGUUGAGCAGCUGCAGAAGAUGCUGAGGGAUAUGCGAGGAAGCAUCACCUUCAAAAUAGUGCCAAGUUACCGGACACAGGGCUCCUCGUGUGAGAAAGAGUCCCCCAACACCUCCAGGCAGUCCCCUGCCAAUGGCCACUCCAGCAUUAACAGUUCUAUCUUGGACCUGCCAUCCACCAUUCAGCCCAAAGGUCGACAGAUUGUAUCCAGACCUCCAAUCAAGGACAAAAUGUCUGUUAAGAUCUACGUGAGGGCUCAGUUUGAAUACGACCCCUCCAAAGACGAACUCAUCCCCUGCAAGGAGGCCGGCAUUCGCUUCCAGGUGGGCGACAUCAUCCAGAUCAUCUCCAAGGACGACCACAACUGGUGGCAGGGCAAGCUGGAGAACACGAAAAAUGCCACGGCGGGCCUCAUCCCGUCACCUGAACUGCAGGAGUGGCGGGUGGCGUGUAUCGCCAUGGAGAAGACCAAGCAGGAACAGCAGGCCAGCUGUACCUGGUUUGGCAAGAAGAAGAAGCAGUACAAAGACAAGUAUUUGGCAAAGCACAACGCAGUGUUCGACCAACUAGAUCUCGUCACGUAUGAAGAGGUCGUGAAGCUUCCGGCUUUCAAGAGGAAAACAUUAGUUUUGUUAGGGGCCCAUGGAGUGGGAAGAAGACACAUCAAGAACACACUCAUCACCAAACACCCCGACAGAUUCGCCUACCCCAUUCCACACACAACCAGACCUCCAAAGAAGGACGAGGAGAACGGAAAGAACUACUACUUUGUUUCCCACGACCAGAUGAUGCAGGACAUCAGCAACAACGAGUACCUGGAGUACGGCAGCCACGAGGACGCCAUGUACGGGACGCGGCUGGAGACCAUCCGGAUGAUCCACCAAGAGGGACACAUAGCGAUACUGGACGUUGAACCUCAGGCCCUGAAGGUCCUGCGGACAGCAGAGUUCGCCCCGUACGUCGUCUUCAUUGCUGCACCAACGAUUACGCCAGGCAUCAAUGAGGAUGAGUCGCUCCAGCGGCUGCAGAAGGAGUCCGAGAUCCUGCAGAAGACCUACGCCCACUACUUCGACCAGACCAUCAUCAACAACGAGAUCGAUGAGACCAUCAGGCACCUGGAGGAGGCCAUCGAUCUGGUGUGCACCACCAGCCAGUGGGUUCCCGUGUCCUGGGUCUACUGAGCUGCAGCCCCGACAGACACCACCUCCCCUCAGCAGCAACAACACGGCCAAACUCCCAUCAUUCCCUCUUUGAAGUAAGAAUAAAUAAAGAACUUUAACAAAAACCAAUGGGAAACGUCUCUCUACUCGGCAAUGGAUGGAACCCAAAUCCCCAUUAAACCCAAAUCCUCCUGGACGCUGCACUAACGACCUGCGGCCUUAUAAUUAUCGGCCUCUUGCCCUGACGGACGACUUAGUCAUAGUGAUGUAUAAAAACAGAGUUUAAACAAAAGUGAAUAUUGUCAUGUCUGUACUAGCUAGGAGGCAACAUUUUUGUAGAUGUUUGUUUUAAAGAGACAGUACUGUGCCCCGUCCUCCCAUCUCAUUGUAGUCGUGUUGGGUGUCGUAGUACUGAACCAUCUGUAGAAAGACACUGUCGGGGUAUUCUGUCUCUCGGCAGAAUGAAGUAAAAGCACACAAACACACUGCAAUGUCCUCUCAUCUGUAGAUCAUGUCGCCAUCCCUCAUUAUUUAUUCUGUCUUGUUCUUUCUCUAAGCUGUAAAGCUGGUUUUCAUUGUGUCAUGAUCCUAUUUAGCUUUUUGGUACGGUUACAUUAUGAUUCCACAUUUCUACUUGCCUACCAGGUACUGUCUCUUCUAAAUAAAUCCAUAAAUGUGUUAGAGAUUUGAAUGAGGUUAUCAUGCAUGUGGACAUUUGCAAGCUUCCAUGCUGUCGGUCAGUCGGUGUUCCCAGUGUCCCUCUGUAAACCUCCAAGAAAGAAAAGAAGACAAAAAUAUAUUAACAAAAAAACAAACACAUUCCAGCUGUUUGGAAAGACUGAACUCAAGGGAAGCAAAAAACGAUCAGCGACAGAAGCAGACGUUGACUUGACACCUAUGCACAUCCCUUGCAUUUCAGGUGACAUUUCUAAACCACAGAUUUAUAAAAAAAAAAAAGAAAUUAAAAAAAAUGAUCGACCAUGUAGUGAGAUGUGUUUGUAAAAUGAAAAAAUCUAAUAAAAGUCUUGAUUUUUCUCUUUUUGAUUUGUCAUACCAAAAAAAAGAGGAAAAAGUUCACCUUAUUCUUCAUUUGCCAUUUCAGAAAAUGUGAUGUCCAAGAGUAUUAAUGUCUCAACUGAGUGAAAAAAUUUGAUGAGAGUUGAAAUAUUGAUUUUUUUUUUCUGCAACUGUGUAAGCAUCUGCAAAGGAAGUGUACUCCAUCCAUCCUGCAAAGGUGACGAGGGAAGAGGAGGCGGCCUGUGCAUCUGAAUAACAUGUAUAUGAAUAUGGCAGACUGACGUACAAACUGCCCCUUGUGUAAAUGACUGCAAUGAUAAAAGUUCUUCAGUUUUUUAAAUAUAUUUCCUUUUAUGUGUUGGAAAAGUGAA